Caretta caretta (loggerhead turtle) is the source of this 4434-nucleotide messenger RNA. It is a transcript of the gene CARNMT1, whose product is annotated as carnosine N-methyltransferase 1. Gene Ontology annotation, cellular component: cytosol; nucleus. Gene Ontology annotation, biological process: carnosine metabolic process. Gene Ontology annotation, molecular function: carnosine N-methyltransferase activity. NCBI's taxonomy places the organism in Eukaryota, Metazoa, Chordata, Testudines, Cheloniidae. The record is from RefSeq and is a predicted model, not a curated record.
GGGGAUGGGGGGGAACAGCGGCCGUGGCGAGACCGGGCAGGCUGCGACGACGGGGAGGUUCCGUUCAGCAGCGAGCGGCUCAGGCGAAAGCAGCCGGAGCAGGGGACGGUGAGCAGGAUGGAGGAGGAGGAGGAGGAGCGGCUGGAGGGGGAGCAUUUCCGGAGAAUUAUCAACGCCUUCCGAUAUUACGGAACUAAUAUGCAUGAGCAAGUGAACAGAACAGAGAGACAGUUUAGAUCCCUCCCAGUUAACCAACAAAACCUACUUCCUCAAUUUCUUCUUCAUCUGGACAAGAUUCGGAAAUGCAUUGAUCAUAAUCAAGAGAUCCUACAGACCAUUGUGAAUGAGUGCAAACAUAUGUUUGAAAAUAAAGAAUAUGGAGAAGAUGAAAAUGGGAAGAUUGUGCCAGCGUCAACGUUUGACAUGGAUAAAUUAAAGUCCACUUUGAAACAGUUUGUAAGAGACUGGAGUGAAACGGGGAAACCUGAGAGAGAUUCCUGCUACCAGCCAAUCAUUAAUGAAAUUGUAAAGAACUUUCCAAAAGAGAGAUGGGAUCUCUCCAAAGUUAAUAUCCUGGUACCUGGUGCUGGGCUAGGUAGAUUGGCCUGGGAAAUAGCUAUGCUCGGUUAUGCUUGCCAAGGAAAUGAAUGGAGCCUCUUUAUGCUCUUUUCUUCUAAUUUUGUACUCAACAGAUCUCACUGCAGAAGCUCUAAAUUCAGAGUCUGUUCCAGCAGGACUAUAAAAGCUUCACAUAUGAAAUGCUCAGAAAUUAACUCUCAUAAACUUUAUCCCUGGAUUCAUCAGUUUAGCAAUAACAGGAGAUCUGCUGAUCAGAUACGACCAGUUUAUUUCCCUGAUGUUGACCCCCACAGUCUUCCUUCUGGUGCAAACUUUUCUAUGACAGCAGGGGAUUUUCAAGAAAUUUACUCAGAGUGCAAUAUGUGGGACUGCAUAGCAACCUGCUUCUUCAUAGACACAGCGCAUAAUGUCAUUGAUUACAUUGAUACAAUAUGGAAAAUUCUCAAACCAGGAGGAAUAUGGAUAAAUUUAGGUCCUCUCCUUUACCACUUUGAGAACUUGGCAAAUGAACUUUCUAUAGAAUUGAGUUAUGAGGAUAUAAAAAAUGUUAUAUUACAGUAUGGAUUCCAUCUAGAGGUACGGAUAGAUUGUGGAGAAAGAAUCUGUAUUAUCAACAUACACUGUGAAUGAACUAUCCAUGAUGAAAUACUACUAUGAAUGUGUGUUGUUUGUGGUUAGGAAACCAGAGUUGAAGUGUUUCAAAUAGAUUCUUCAGAAAAAGUGCUGGAGAUAAUGCUAAAAUUUACAACACACAAUGGACUAGGUAAUGACUGGAUACAACCUCAAAUCAGUGGUGCCUUGUUUAUUCUUAACAGGAAUUUGAGAGUGUCUAUUUUCUUAAUACCUGUAUUGCUAUCCAGAUAUAUACUGUGCCAUGCAUAUUUGUACUGUACUAGUGAAAAUGGAAGAAAAUGUACAGAUACACUGCCGUCAUUCAUCAGAAUCCAUAAAAACAUCCCAUUUUCAUAAGUCUAAAACUCCUGGUUUUAUGUCUGCCAUGAGGUUGUCUUGAUAAGGCUGGUUUAAUCAUUACUAAACAAUACUGAAAUCCAAAAUAAUUUCCCUUUUAUCUGCAGCUGUCUGUAACAUGCACAAUCUACAGCUCUCAGGACCUUUUGGAAACGAUGUACAAUUCUGUGUUUGAUAUCAGUACUGGGAAUAUUAUUUCCACUUUUGAUCUGAGGCUUAAAACAAAAAUGUUUGUAUUCUGCCUCAGUUUUUAAACAAAAUUCUAAUUGUUUUCAUUUUUCCUUGUGGCUUUAUGAAUGUUUAGAGGUAUGAUACAAGCUGGGCCACAGUUUAGAGAAGGAUUUCUUAUCAAUUUAAAAAUAGAAAAUUUACAAAAUCUGAAAUUAUUGAACAGUGCUAAAAUGUUUCUUGAAAGCUGCAUUCAUUGUGACUUAGCGCUCCCGGGACCAUUUUCUGUAGGACUGAAAAUAGAAACAAAAGAUAUAAUUUAAGAGCUUCUAAAAUAUUUUAAUUUUCUGGCCAUGCUAAGCUUAGCAAUCUAUUCUAAUAGUUUGUUGGCUUUGGUAAUUUGAAUAUUGGUAUAUGAAAUCAUAGUACGGAGUGAAGCAAAGCAUCAUGUCACAAAGGAGCGGGAGUAAAUUAACCUUGAAAUGGAAAUAAGACUUGGUCUGGUAAUGCAGGAGCUGCACUCUCACUUUGCCCAUUUGAAGUUUAUCAGUGUAACUUAUCUGUUGCUUAAAUAAAGUGUUUGAAGCAUUUAUUUUAAGGAUUACUAGACAAUAGAAAAAUCCUGCAACUUUCUUUUCUUUUUAGAAAGCAGUUUACACAGUUGGGACAACUGUGCCCAGAGUGUACAGCUGUGCUGUAAUAAUGGGGAGUCAUUAAAUUUAAAAUUAAGCAAAUCCUAUGUGAAGCGCCUUUGCCUUGCGCAGGAGCUUCCCCUGACCUGUGUCUUUGCAGAGCUCGUCCCUUACCCCCUCCUCACACCUGCUGGUGGAAGCAGCUCUGUCCCUUCCCAUGAUGGAAAGGCAGCUACUGCCUCAAGGUUGCUGCUGCCCAUUGACAUAAACCAGCCACCUCCUGUUGCCCAGCUCCAGCACAGACAGGAAGGAGUUAAGGGUGCGUUGUGCACUAGCCCAGGGAACCUGCAGAGGUGUUGGGAUCUGGCACAGAGGAGGAGGAGAAGACACCAAACCCUAGCCUACCAAGAGUAAGGGUGAGGGAUCCUGGCUCCUUCCCUUCCCUGCAGAUGGCACCGUCUGCCCUUUUGCACAGACAGCAGCAGCAGCCAGCUAGGGCAGCCUCAUGUAUGUGCCCUUGGCUGAGCGUAGGGGCUCAGCCCGCUCCAGACAGUGUAAGCUACCUGCUGAAGAUGGGGGACAGAUGGAGGGGCACUGCCCAAGGACCGAAGGUCAUUCAAAGCUACCCCCAGGCUGGCAGAAAUCUGGAGGUCUCAGUUCAGCAUGGAUAGGCUCUGAAGCUGGCUCACAGGGCAUGUCUAGAGCAGCAAUCAGCUUGCUGUGCUCCAGCAGUGUCUCAAAGUGCUUUACAAGCUGCAUUGCACUGCUAGGAGUGAGGUGGGGAUCCCUCAUUAUACAGAGGGGGAGGACUUGCAUUUAACCUCAUGCAGCUGUGCAGGCAUGUGUGCACGCGCAGGGGUGCACCUGCAGCCCUGAAAACUGGGCCCAGCUGCCUUGUCCCAGCUCUCAAAGUCCAUCACAGAGCCAGGAAUAGAGUCCAGGGAGCUGGGAUCUUGUGGCCAAAGGCCGGGCUGGGAGUGUAUGGCCAAAGGUGGGGCUGGACAGAGGGCAGGGAGCUGGCUUUGAGCUGGGAGGUGCUGUGCAUUGCACUGAAGAAGGCUCAACGAGUGCCUAUUAGACCAUAUGGCACGCCCUCCCACCCGCACAUGUUGCCUCUGCUGCCAGGGUUUGUUACAGAACCAUUAAAUUUGCCUCUGCAGCGACCCUCGUAUUUCUGACCUUCUGGUGUGAACCCUGGUAGAAAUCUUGGGGGGACAUGUGACCCCGUGUGCCUGCCCACCAGUCCCUCUGACUGUUAGCAACAACUUCUGUAUUUGUUUCAGCAUACCUGGGUUAAUUGUUGGAUACUUGGUUGGACCUUUAAGGCAAUUUACCCUUGGUACUUUAAAUCUACCUCUAAUAUUAUGUUUCCUUGUUCUAAGUAAAUUACCUACUAAAUAAAUUAGAUGGAUAUUAAUCCACAGAUUGUAAUUUCAUACAAUCGUUUUGUAUUUUGAAGUUAUAUAAAUAUUUUCUAUGAGAAUAAUUAUUAAAUGGCUUGUGUUUAGAGGAAGGAUCAAAAUGGUGUUCUCCUUACAUUAAUCUAAUGGUUAAUUUAGCUAUACUAUCAUCCCCUUUGAAAAUCCUUUUAAAAGUAAAAAAAAGGUAUGGUAGGGAAUCAAGCCUUUUCCAGGGAUAAUAGAUUUUAAAAUUUAUGGUAUUUUAAACUUACUCUCACUCAUCUAGCUGUGGUCCCUUUUUCUUGGGUCAUUUUUUGCUUUCUGUUUUUAAGGCAGAUAUUUCACGCUUCCAAUUUUGCUUUAAUUGAAAGUACAAUUUUAAAGUUCACAUGGGCAAAAAAGCAUUUACUAUUUUAAAUGCUGUCUAGGACUGUAUAAUACUUGCACAUUUUUAAAAACUGUUCUGCUCAGAUCCCUAGCCAGAAAAAAUAUUGGACUUACAGCAGUUUCAGUAAAGGUUUACUUGCAGGUAGUCUGAACUUUCUAAAAGGAACCAGAUUUUUGCUUUUUUAAUAAAAAUAAAUUAGUCCAACUUUAAGUAAAGCCUGUUGAAAGUUUAGAUGCUGCCAUUAAGGGAAAUAAAAAUAAAUAAACCUGUUGCCUUAAGAAGGCAACUUAUGGUCUUC